AUGAGAUCUCUUGUAGGUGAUGCAUCUCUUGGGUAUGAUUGGGAGCACGGAAGGCGACCCAUAAGAGAUUGGGAAGCGCUUGAGGGAUUGCUUCUUCGACGAUUCCGAUCGUCAAACGGCGGAGGAGAGCGACGGUUGGCGCUCUGGCAGGUUGAAACGCAAACGGAAAUCCAACGGAGCGUAUUAGUGAGGACGGCUCCGUUAAACUUAGGUCAUUACAGAAGUGGGCCUAAAAAGAAUAAUGGGGCCAAAAUGAGAGUGUUGGGCUCGAAGUUGGAUCAGAUAAGAGACUUCGACUCAGGUAUGACAAUCAAUAAAAAAUUAAGCCCAUACCUCAUUAAAUCUACAGCGAGAAAGUUAGCCCAACAUCCGGGCGAGAUACCACCAUAUCGCACCUCCCCCAUUUCUCUGUCGAUCAUAACACAAUCGACAACCUCUCUCUGUACCUUCGCCUCUUUCUUUACCGGGGCACGUACGACGCUGUUGUCGUCAGCGUCGAACUCUUCCAAAAUCUUAGAAGCCAUCUUGACUCUCCAAUGCAAGGAUAAUUUUUCUAGGGAACGAUUGGAGUUGUUUGUAGUGUUGGAAGAUGCAGUAAGUCAUGAUCUUUAUCUUAAUUACCUAAGUUUCAAAAGAGAUGGUACAACUGAUCCUACUCUGUGGAUCUUCCCAGGAUUAGUUUGUCUUCCACAACACUUUCCUGACUACAGGGACACAGCAACACAGUAUUCUAGCUUCGCAAACAAGUAUGGUGGGGCUGGAAUAGCUCUAAUAAAGAGUUUUUAUGUUCCUGUGAAGCAAGAUCAUCUUGAAAUUCAUCUGUUUUGGGCUGGUCAGGAGACUUGCUGCAUACCUGAACAAAGAGAACAUGAUCGUGGGGACUGGAAACUGACUCCACCUGUGAAGACAAUUUACCAAGAGAAUUCCUUGUUGGCUAAUGGGGAGAAGCUCAUAAGAAGUUCACGAGCUGAGGUAGAAUUUGAUGGUGUGUUGGAAAUAUUCAAGGAUAUCAUACAGAAGAAAUGGGCUCUGGUCAAGAUAUUGAUCAAAAAUUCAAAAGCUGAUGCAACAAAGGAAACACCUAUGCUUAUUGUUUAUAAUUCUGUAUCAAUGGUUGAUCUUAAAGCUCACCUGUUCUUAUCCUUAUCAGGUAGGGUCUGUUUUGGUCUUCAAUCUGAUCAAGGAAUGAUCACGUCAUCUGCUGCUAUCAUGACUUCUAGGAUACCCUUGAUGGCAGCAAAGACUAGUCAAAUAGACUUGAUAUUGGUUGGAAGAGGUGCCUACCUUCCACAGAUGAAUGAAAAUGCUGAUAUUGCUCAGUGUGCUUGCAAUAUACCAUUAGAUGAUGAGUCGUCCUUGUCACAUUUGUUGACGGGUAUUGUUGACUUAAGAGCUGUCAUUGACCAAAGAAAGUUUGAUGCUUUGACCUUUGAGACAUUUAGAGUACGUAUAGAGAAGCUUAUUCAGGGGAAGUAUUUGCAACCUUGUGAGAUGUUUGAUCACAAAAAAAUUGAGAUCACAAAUACUGCAAUCGAGGAGCAUGUUGUUGGACAGUUGAAGGAAUAUAAAAGGAAGAAACUAGUUUCAACCACCGAAGAAGAGUUAAAUGUUGAAGAGACUAAAGAGGAACUUACAAGACAUGAGUUUGUCCAAAAGAAAUUGAGGGAUUUACUGAGUACCAGAUGGAUCUAUUCUUCGGUUCACCUUGAGGACAAGGUGAAAGUUUGGGCGGCCCGUAUUGAUAAGCCGCAACUAAUCCUAGAGUGCUUUUAG
Lactuca virosa is the source of this 1773-nucleotide messenger RNA. The record is from the annotation of a GenBank genome assembly. Lineage: Eukaryota; Viridiplantae; Streptophyta; Magnoliopsida; Asterales; Asteraceae.